GUACCUUCAGCCUCCAAUGUGAUAACGGUGAAUGAUGUCUUAACGCAGAGCUCGGUUGGUCAUCGGAAUGCUCUCGCAGGGGCCAUAUAUGGCGUCGCCCUCGCCCUUUCAACUCCACUUCUCCUCAUCGUCUCACUGUAAAUGCCCUUCUCCUCUCGAAACCUUCCACUUCCGCUCUUCAAUUCCUUCUCUGUGUCUCUCAAGAACCGACUUCCGUACUGUUCCCAAUGCCAAUUUUCUUUCACGGUGUCCUUUUUUCUUUCAUCUAAGCAGAGGGGAUGUCACAAGAGCCCCCGAAAGAAAUCGCGCCGGUGCCGGGGAAGCUAUUGAGAGAAGGGAUGCACGGAAGUAUAUAAAUGAGAAGAUGGGACAUAAUUCUAGAAGAAGAAAUGCGGUGGGUUCAGUAGAUUCUUCUUCGAGGCUCAAAGGUGAAAAUUUAGUAGAAAGUGUCGAUGAGAAUAAGAUAAGGAUUGAAGGUGAAACCAAUGGGGUAAAUGUGGUGGUGAGGGAGAAAAAGACCAAGAAACCUAAAAUUGAUCCUCCUGAAACUAUUCUGAGGAUUGGGUUGGAUUCGUGCUCAAAAAGGGGCGAUGUGGUGGGUGCACUUAAGCUCUAUGCUUUGGCAAAAAUGGAAGGCGUCCAGUUGGGGCAGUAUCACUAUGCUGUUCUUUUAUAUCUAUGUUCAUCUGCAGCUACUGGUAUGGUUCAGCCAGCAAAAAGUGGGAGUGGCAGCCGGAGCUUGAGCUCAGGUGAUCCUGUCGACGGGGAUUCGUCUGUUGGAACUGAAUCAAUGGAGAGAUUUGGUGAAAUGGCAAAAUUGUUUUGUGGUGGAAGUCAAAAUUCGGAAGAGGCUCCGGCAAUUGAACACCUGAAGAGGGCUGAGUUCGAUGUGGUUGGGAAUGGUUUAAGUUGUAGACAAGAGGGAUUGAGAAAGUUCUUCGAUGUUUCGAUGGGAAGUGGCUCUCAAACUUUGGAAGGUUUGGUUCGGGAAAUGAAGGAUGCCGAUUUUUCAGGUAGUAAGCAUGAUGGGAUUCAAAUUAGUAAUGAUGUAAAGAGGUUUGCGCUUCAGAGUGGAUUUGAAAUGUACAAUGAGAUGUGUAGAGAAAAAGUUCCGGUAAAUGAAGCAAUAUUGACAUCUGUUGCCAGAAUGGCUAUGGCUUUCAGCAAUGGUGAGAUGGCAUUUGAUGCCGUGAAGAAAAUGAAAGAAUACGGCAUAAAUCCUAGGUUGAGAUCCUAUGGUCCUGCUCUUGCAAUUUUCUGCAACAAUGGCGAUGUUGAUAAUGCGUUUAUGGUUGAAAAGCACAUGUUGGAGAAUGGUGUCGAUCCAGAGGAGCCUGAGCUGGAGGCCCUUUUGAGAGUAAGCAUAGAAGUCGGGAAGAGUGACAAGGUCUAUUACAUAUUGCACAAACUUAGGACGAAUGUGAGACAGGUCUCAGAGCAAACAGCAGAUUUGAUCGAGAGAUGGUUUAAGAGCAAAAUUGCUUCAAGAGUGGGUAAAAGAAGAUGGAAUAAGCAGGUGAUAAUGCAAGCAAUGGAAAAUGGGGGAGGUGGUUGGCAUGGAAAGGGUUGGUUGGGCCAAGGAAAAUGGACUGUCUGCCGUUCACCUGUUGGAUCUGAUGGUUCUUGCAAAAGUUGUGGAGAAAGAUUGGCUACGAUUGACCUUGAUCCAGUGGAAACAGAAAACUUUGCUGAAUCAGUGGCAGCUUUAGCUUCAAGGAGGGAGAAAAAUUCGAACUUUCAAAAAUUCCAAAAGUGGCUCGAUUAUUAUGGACCGUUUGAAGCAGUAGUGGAUGCAGCAAAUAUUGGCCUUUAUAGCCAAAGAAAAUUUAAACCAUCUAAGGUUAAUGCCGUUGUGAAUGGAAUUCGCCAAAUGCUUCCAUCAAGAAAAUGGCCGCUUGUUGUUUUACAUAACCGGCGCAUUACUGGAGAGAAAAUGGACGAGCCUUUCAAUAGGUCUUUGAUUGAAAAGUGGAGAAAUGCUGAUGCUCUCUAUGCAACACCUACUGGAUCAAACGAUGAUUGGUAUUGGUUAUAUGCAGCUAUAAAGUUUAGAUGCUUAAUUGUAACCAACGACGAAAUGAGGGAUCAUCUAUUUCAACUCUUGGGCAAUGAUUUUUUCCCCAAGUGGAAAGAAAGGCAUCAGGUUCAUUUUACCUUCACUGAAACUGGUCCAGUUUUCCAUAUGCCACCGCCAUGUUCGAUUGUUAUACAGGAAUCGGAGAAAGGCCACUGGCAUAUCCCCAUAAUGUCCGAUCUUGAAACUGAGCAUGAUAGAAUGUGGUUAUGCUGUACUCGAGAAAAUUCGGGCUUACAAGGGGAAGAUUCUUCAGAUGCACAAAGAGAAUUGCACCUUCCUCCCCAGAAGAGCGAAAGUCUGACCCAAUCUCGGGGCGAACCUAAAGUUACUAGACAGCACAAACAGGUUCCCGGUGAACGUGAAAUCAAAGGAUUAAGAUUAAAUUCAAACUCUGUUUCAAUCAUCCAAGAACUGGAAUCUGCAGAGGCACUUGGAGGAUGUGUGAUUGAUUUCCAGAUUUGACAAUGGGAUGAGUUUUUGCGGUUCAGACAGAUUCGCAGUUUAGCAGGCCAUUUGACAGCACGUGAUACAGUAAUGACAUCUAGAUAGAGCUUCGACAAUCCCAGUUUUUAGCUAGCUUUUUCUUUGAGGUUUUGUAUCACCUCCCUUAGGAAGAGUUGGCAACGGCCAAGGUUUUUUCUUGGACUGUCAGCCAAUUAAGCGGCAGUAUCUCCCGAACAUUUUUGUGUAGCUUCAUUUUGUUAAGCUACCACUUAUGAGAAGAGGAUAAGUGUAUUGUAGUAUUGCCAAAAUUAAAUAUUAUGAAUAGGUGAUUUUGGUAUA
Molecule: messenger RNA, 2860 nt
Organism: Andrographis paniculata
Lineage: Eukaryota; Viridiplantae; Streptophyta; Magnoliopsida; Lamiales; Acanthaceae
Product: proteinaceous RNase P 1, chloroplastic/mitochondrial-like
Exons: 7
Coding region: 68-2539 (823 amino acids)
Biological process (GO): tRNA 5'-leader removal
Molecular function (GO): ribonuclease P activity; protein binding
Source: RefSeq, a predicted model, not a curated record